AUGACCAAGACAGCCAUGAGCUUCUUUGAUGGAUUACUGCUUCUGUUUUGCAAGAUAGCGCGCAAAAAGACAUGCCCAGAGGUCGAGUGGUGGAAGCAGGAGGUCAUGCUCAAGAUUGCAGGAAGAGAUAACAAUGCUGACCUGGUCUUUGGCGUCAAGAUGGGCACCGUGCUUCAGAAGAACCUUGACCACCUCGAGAUUGUUGUACCGGCAGGCCACGAGCAAUGGAGUGUCGCAGAACUGCGAUUCACAGCCAUCAGUUGUGAUUAUUCCACAGUCUUAGUGAGAGCGCUGCUACUGUGA
Molecule: messenger RNA, 303 nt
Organism: Monosiga brevicollis MX1
Lineage: Eukaryota; Choanoflagellata; Craspedida; Salpingoecidae
Exons: 1
Coding region: 1-303 (100 amino acids)
Source: RefSeq, a predicted model, not a curated record